CCCUGUGCCUGCAAGAGGGUAUUUCCAUUAUUCCCUAACGGGCGCUUGUUCAAUGCCUUCAUUCACGGCGCGAUCGACAUCGACUGAUCCCCCGAAAGACAACCGCACAGCUGUAGAGACGCAUGCCUCACACAGGUAAGCAGGUGGUCAUCCCUCCAGAACUUCCCGACAUCCUGAAGCAGUUCACCAAGGAUGCCAUCCGAACACAACCUGAAAACCUUCUGGAAUGGGCCACACUGUGAGCUGGAUGAGGUUACCCUUAGACAUGCACUGUGGCUCAAAUGGCAGGACACCAUGAAGGGAAUAGGGUAUUUCAGUGCUAUGGUCCAGGGACAGCCCUUACCGGUGAAAAAGACCGAAGACAAUGAGGUGACCCCCAACACUGUGGACCUCACACCUGAGAUACUAGCCACUAUGCACCAACAACUUCAUGGGAAAGACACGGUCACUAAGGAGGAGGUGAGACAGCUGUGGGCGUCGUUGGGAUUGGCUGACGACCUACUUAGUCAUAUCAUGAAAGUGGGCGGCUUCGAAGACAAUCUCGCCUGGGUCAAAUUCUUCGCGCUGGGCUGCAGCUACCUGGGAGGGACGAUCAAGAAUGCCCUGACCCAUGCGCUGUACAUCCUGAACUCAGACAGCGCAUGUAAGCCACCCGACGCCUGCAUCUCCUUCCAGGAUUUCCGGUUCCUUUAUAGCUACCUGGCUGCCGUGGAUAGAGAGGUGUCCCAGGCCCAAAUGGAGCAGGCCCUCGCCUACCUUGAGACACAGGCAAAUGCGAAAGGUGGGCUGGUGAAAGUGUCAGACUUUGUCAACAGUCGUAAAGUGCGUUUGGGAUAGGAGCACCGGCACUCUCCAGCACUCAACCCUCUCUCCCACAACCAACCAAUUCACAACCCUCCCGGUCUGUUGAGCAACACUCCCGAAUCUUCUAAUAAAGAUUGUGCCAUAGAAAAAAAUACAAUGGUGUUGCAUAUAGGUACCUCAUUGGUCAGAGCAUCAGGUCAGUAAACAAAAGGUUACCAUACCCCAUACCAUCUUCUUCCGCUUAUCCGGGGCCGGGU
This is a messenger RNA of Esox lucius (northern pike), 1061 nucleotides long. RefSeq names its product ropporin-1. The transcript is spliced from 7 exons. Bases 193 to 837 code for a protein of 214 amino acids. The record is from RefSeq and is a predicted model, not a curated record. NCBI's taxonomy places the organism in Eukaryota, Metazoa, Chordata, Actinopteri, Esociformes, Esocidae.